This is a messenger RNA of Dunckerocampus dactyliophorus (ringed pipefish), 9733 nucleotides long. It is a transcript of the gene nfasca, whose product is annotated as neurofascin homolog (chicken) a. Gene Ontology annotation, molecular function: cell-cell adhesion mediator activity. Gene Ontology annotation, biological process: cell-cell adhesion; brain development. The record is from RefSeq and is a predicted model, not a curated record. The transcript has 34 exons. NCBI's taxonomy places the organism in Eukaryota, Metazoa, Chordata, Actinopteri, Syngnathiformes, Syngnathidae. Bases 438 to 4586 code for a protein of 1382 amino acids.
GAAGAGAAGAAGAAAAUGAAGAAGUAGUAGUAGUAGUAGAAGUGACGACAGCAAAGUCCAGCAGAGGACAUAGGACAAGAACCUGCGUCGCAGUGACAGGAAGUGCUUGUCCACAGUUCCGGUAGACCGAGACAGGGAGAGUCAUUCACAGUGAAGGUGGCGGUGCAGCCACGGGUAGAAGACCCGCGGACCAGCGCAGGCUCCGCUACACUUCCAUUCAGAUGCCUCAUGGGCCCUCAUGCAAGACGAUGAUGUCGUUCCCCCACAGCAACCCACCACAGCCACAAAUAGAUUGCAGUCCUGCGGGAAACAUUGCUUUGUCCAAAAAUUGGUCACGGACGAAACAUUUGUGACCUGAUCCGCAUUAGGUCGUCAGCGUGACUGACAGGAGGCGCGUCCAUCAGGAGUGGUGAGAGCCGCCAAUCAGAAGGGGAGACAUGUUGAGGCAGGGCGGGCGUGCGGCCUUGGCCUUAAUGUCAUUACAGCUGCUGCUAUGGCACGAGACUGUGACAAUCGAAGUUCCGCAAGACCCAAAGAUCCUGGCAGACCUGAAACAGCCCCCGACUAUAACCAAGGAGUCAGUGAAGGACUACAUUGUGGACCCCAGAGAUAACAUCAUCAUCGAGUGUGAGGCCAAGGGCAACCCUGUGCCAAUGUUCUCAUGGCGAAGGAACGGGAAGUUUUUCAACAUCGGGAAAGAUCCCCGUGUGACAAUGCGGAAACGCUCGGGAACCCUGGAAAUCGGUUUCCGUAACGGAGGACGUCCAGAGGAUUAUGAAGGAGAGUACCAGUGUUUUGCCAGCAAUGAACAUGGAGUGGCGCUUUCCAAUAAAAUUCUACUCCGGGUCUCCAAGGCUCCUCUGUGGCCUAAGGAGGUGCUGGAGCCGGUGGUGGUGACUGAAGGCACAGCGUUGGUCCUCCCCUGCAACCCCCCUCCAGGCCUCCCUCCCCCAUUCACUUUCUGGAUGAAUAGCAUGAUGAGUCCGAUCCCUCAGGAUAAGCGAGUGUCAAAGGGGUUAAACGGAGACUUGUAUUUCUCCAACGUGGUGGCCCACGAUGCUAACGACGACUACAGCUGCAAUGCCCGCUUUCCCUUCACCCACACCAUCCAGCAGAAGAACCCCUUCACUCUCAAAAUUCUUACCAACGAGCUGUAUAAUGACACCUCUUACAAUGCCAGUGACCCCUAUGGUGGCCGUAAAGUAUCCGAGUCGACGCCAACCUUCCUCUCACCGUUGGGCAGUGAGAGCUCCAAAAUGGUGCUGAGAGACGAGCAACUACUGCUGGAGUGUAUUGCUGCAGGACUACCCACACCAACGAUCAAAUGGUUUAAGAAAGGAGGGGAUCUGCCAGGACGGAAAGUGAAGUUUGAGAAUUACAACAAGACCCUGAAAGUGAUCAAUGUGUCAGAGGAGGAUGCUGGAGAGUAUGUAUGCAUGGCCAACAAUCACUUAGGCAGCAUACGCCACUCCAUUUUUGUUCAAGUGAAAGCGGCUCCUUACUGGCUGGACAAACCUACAAACCUGGUACUCGCCCCAGAAGAGAAUGGGCGGCUGGUGUGUCGGGCAAAUGGCAACCCUAAACCGAGCAUUCAGUGGCUAAUCAAUGGCCAACCCAUCGACAGCUCUCUGCCCAAUCCUAGUCGACAAAUGAUGGGCGACACCAUCAUCUUCCGCUCGGUGCAGAUGGGAAGCAGUGGAGUGUACCAGUGCAAUGCCUCCAACCAACACGGUUAUCUGCUGGCCAAUGCCUUCGUCAGUGUCCUCGAUAUGCCUCCAAGGAUGCUUGGCCCUAAAAACCAACUGAUUAAAGUCAUUGAGAACAACCGCACCUUUCUCGACUGUCCCUUCUUUGGUUCUCCUUUGCCUGUCUUACGAUGGUUUAAGAACGGACAGGGCAGUGGCCUGGAUGGCGGUCUGUACCGUGUGUAUGUUAACGGAACCCUGGAGAUCAAACGGGCCCGAGCUGAGGACGAAGGAACCUACACCUGUCUGGCCAACAACAUUUUAGGCAUGGCCGAAAACCAGGUCCGCCUGGAGGUCAAAGAGCCGACCCGCAUCAUUGGUCCUCCUGAGCACCAAUCCGCCAUCAGAGGUUCGACAGUUCGCUUUGAGUGUAAAGUGAAGUCUGAUGCCAGCCUGCCCAUCGCUGUGGUCUGGACGAAGGAUGACAAACCUCUCUAUCAGGGAUGGAGGCUGAAGAAGGAUGAUGAAUCAUUGACCAUAUCCAACAUCAACGAGGGCGAUGAGGGAACUUACACGUGUGCUGUUAAAUCGGAGAUUGAUCAGGACUCGGCGUCGGCCCGUCUCACUGUUUUAGAGGAAGCCUCCCUCAACCCCUCACUUUCUAGUGCCUUGCCUCCAGGCCACCCAGACCCUCCAAUGGAUCUCGAUCUGUCAGAUCCAGCAGCUCGCAGUGUUCGCCUCACCUGGAUCCCUGGAAACGACCACAGAAGCCCUGUUACAGAGUUUUUGGUCCAGUUUGAGGAGAACCACUGGGAGCCAGGCAGAUGGCAAGACUUGGCCACCUACCCCGGAGACCUCAACUCCGUCAUUCUGCAACUUGCUCCCUUUGUCAACUACCAGUUCAGAGUCAUUGCCGUUAACACGGUGGGUCAGAGUGAGCCAAGCUACCCCUCACCACGAUACAAAACCAGUAGCGCUGCUCCAGAUGUCAUUCCUCGAGGCCUCCGAGGCUGGGGCUCUGAGAAAAACAACAUGGAGAUCAUUUGGGAGCCUCUGCUUGACCUGGAGAAAAACGGUCCAAACCUGAAAUAUAUUGUGUGGUGGAGGCAGAAGGAUUCUGAUGCGGAAUGGAAUAAUGUGACGACACUCGGAACCAAAGUUGUUGUCCACAACACAAAAACCUAUGUGCCCUAUGAGAUUAAAAUCCAGGCCACAAAUGAUAUCGGACCAGGACCGGAGUCUAAUGUGGUCAUUGGAUACUCAGGAGAAGACAAACCCACCAAUGCCCCUACUGAAUUGCGUAUUUCAAAGGUGGACAGUACCAAAGGACACAUCCACUGGAAGCCUGUGGACCUGGUCUCUGUCCAAGGAGAAUUUAAGGAGUACAGAUUGUACUACUCUCGGGAGUCCAGUCAUGUUCCAGGUCUGCUGGUCAGGAAGGAGAACAAGACCAAAGGGUUCUACACGACCAUGGCUGAGCCAUCUGCCAUCCUUAGUGGGCUUGUUCCCUUUUCGCGGUACAAGAUGUUCAUGGUUGUAGCUAAUACUCGUUACGAGGGGCCGUCCAGCAACACAGUUGAAUUUAGCACCAAGGAGGGAGUGCCAGAUGCUCCUCGGUUCUUCCGCAUCAAUCGAAGGGGCUUUGAUACCAUCCACCUGCAGUGGGACAAACCUCUGGAACCAAACGGCGUUCUGAUAGGAUACCGGCUAAAGUACCAUACAGUCAACGGAUCCAGGGAGGGUCGUCCCCAGAUCGAGACUUUCCAUCCGAACGUGACUGAGUACACAAUGCGCCUGCCUGACCGAUCCACUCGCUACAACUUCUACCUGUCAGCGCUCACACAGGUGGGAGCAGGCGAGGUCUUUGCGGAGGAGUCCCCCUUCUUUGCCAACGAGGAAAACUUUACUGAUGCUGCAGGUCUAGUUGAGCUUACGGAUGCCUCUUUGUCUUCAGCUUUUACUGUUACUUCUACUCCUCUUGCUGCUCUUCCUCCUACUACUGCUGCUCCUACAACCAAUAGUACCUCAACCGCCACAACCCCUACUCCUUCCGCUACCACUAUUACAACUACUACUACUACUACUACUACUACUACAGCAACAACUACAGCAUCAACAACUACCAUCGCUACAACUGAGGCGCCCACUACCACCCCACCUCCCGUGCUGAUCAUCAACAAGAAUAUUGAUAAGAAUGUGUUGGCGGCCCCCGGGAGAGAGAUCUGGAAUCUGACGGUGGAGCGUAACAGUAACUACGUUAAUGUCAGCUGGAGACACAACUUCCCGCCCGGCAGCAGCAAGUUUGUGCUAGAGUUCACACUGGACAGCGACAAGACAAAAAUUGAACAGGUGACACAACAGCCCCCCAUUACGGUGGCAGAUUUGAUGGCAGGCGCCAUGUACCAUCUGAGGGUUUACUCCCAUGAACACAGCAGCGUCAUCAGCGACACUGUCACCUUUAAUACCAAAGCAGCCUACAUCGACCAGGUAGACAUCGCCACUCAGGGCUGGUUCAUUGGCUUGAUGUGCGCCAUCGCCCUCAUCAUCCUCAUCCUCCUUAUAGUCUGCUUCAUCAAAAGGAGCCGUGGAGGCAAAUAUCCAGUUCGAGAUAAAAAAGAGCUUCCUUUGGACUCUGUUGAUCAGAAAGACCCGGAUGGAUCCUUUGAUUACCAGAGCGACGAGGACAACAAGCCUCUGCAAGGUAGCCAAACAUCACUAGAGGGACACGUGAAGGAGAGUGAUGACAGCCUGGUGGACUACGGCGAAGGCGGCGACGGCCAGUUUAACGAGGACGGCUCGUUCAUCGGACAGUACACGGUGAAGAAGGACAAAGACGAAACAGAAGGCAACGAGAGCUCGGAGGCCACCUCGCCCGUCAACGCCAUCUACUCCCUGGCAUAGUGCACACUUUGGAGUGUUCCGGCAAAGCAUGACACAAACACACCCAGAUGAAUACCACAUCACUCAUGAGACGAACGGGGCCGGCGACUGCGGUACAACGAAGAGACAAAGUAGCGCUCAUGCCUUUCUUUUCCAUUUCCAGAUGUAGGAAAUUGGUCCGGUGGAUAAGACAUUUGGACAAAGUGCUCAUGUUUCUUUGUGCUCAGCCUGCCCUUUAUCCGCACAGACUUCAAGUGUGCCUUCAGCGUUUGGAGGCAUGGAAAAGCGCUCUGUAGACUUGUUCCUAUCUUAAUUUUCCCAGUGAGGUUCCCCAACAUAUCAGCCUAUCACCAUCAAGAAUGCUAGCAGAUAUGUUUAUCAUAUUGAUAUGUGCACAAUGAAAGAUUUGAUUUUUUUCCACAGCUGGUAGAAGACUCACGAACGCUGUACAAAGUCCUGGCACACAAUUUAGUGCCCCCCGCCCCGAAAUCUAUGCACUACCACCACCCCCAUGCCGUUCCAUACUGCUUAGUAAAAAAAAGUACACCUCUUUUUUAUACCACUUGCAGGGUAUAUCACAUGCUUCUACUCUCUUUGCCUUUUACACUGUGGUGGAAAUGCUUUUCUGACCUCUAAUCCAACGCUAUAGUGCGCAUUUCUAAGACGGCAUCCACAAGAAAAGCCAUAGAUGCCGCUCACGGCGAGCUGAAAAUGUAUCCAUUAGCAUGUCAUUUAAUGCAAGGAAACUGGGACGGGACUGAGUGGAGUUGGCUUUGCUUGAGGAACACCAGAAGACAACGUGAACUCUCUCGUAAGCAUGCUGUCAUGAUCAUUAUCCUUUGAUUUGAUUCCGACGCGGCAUCGUCCAUUUAACUCAAUAAGCUCCUAAUCGCACAUUAGACGCAAAAAUAGAUAGAUAGUAUAUAUUAUACCGCUUUCCUACGUCUAUUUUCUUAAUGAUGACAGCAGCACCUCUUGGUUUGUAGCUAAGAUCAGUUCAGUCUCAGCAUCGGCCAUGAAUGCAGCAUGACAAGACUUAUGUUUACAUUCAACUUCCAUACCACUCAUAUUGAUAUCGAGAACAUGCACUGUGACUCCCUGUAAGUCCCUGCUGGUGUAAUGGUACAGCUGCUGCCUUUGAAGGCAGCGGGUGUAUGAUCGAUCCCAGCCCAAUCUCUAUUCACAGGGCAGCCCCUCCCUGCAUGUAGAGCAUGCACUGUCACGUUUGUCAGUCCCUUCUGGUGUAACAGUACAGCUGCUGCCUUUCAACACAGAGGGUGUGGGAUCUAUCCCAGCACCAUCAUCUACUCACAGGGUCACCCCUCCGUCCAUGCAGAACAUCCACUGUCAGCACCUGCUGGUGUAAUGGUACAGCUGCUGCCUUUUAAGGCUUUUUGGCUUUCAAGCCGGAGGUGUCGCAAAAGUAACCACAGGGCUAAGUGUUCAUAGCGACGUCGCUUUUUGACCCCUGGAUGUCGGCUCUUCUUAUCAUUGUGAAGCACAGUUCACCAAGCGUUGGAUUGUUCACCCACUAUUAGGAAACGUGAGCUGGGUUAGUUUGACCCUACUGAUGGUGUCUUGUUGCAAUAGUAAUUACAAAAAACUAGCCUGCACGCGACAGUCCCUGCUGGUGUAAUGGUACAGCUGCUCCCUUUUACGGCAGAUGGUGUGGGAUCGAUCGCGGCCCAGUACCAAAAAAUGUUAUUUUGUCAGAAAUUAUGUACUAAAAGUAGUUAUUUUGCACUAAAAGUAAUUUGUGUACAAAAUUGGUUUCCCAUGUCCGUAUUCAUAAUACUCCAAAACGUGCAUGAACUAUUUACGGAUUUGGCCAGGGGUGGCCCUGUCCAUUAGGGUACAAGGUGUAAUGCUCCUCCUGUCAAGAGAAAGUACACACAACAAAAAUAUAAAUGCAACAUUUUUGUUUUUGCUCCCAUUUUUCAUGAGCUGAACUCAAUGAUCUAAAACUUCUUCAAUGUACACAAAAGGCCGAUCUCUCUCAAAUCUUCUUUGCAAGUCGGUCUAAAUCUGUCCGGGUGGCUCGUCGCAGACGAUGUUGGUGGUGAAGAUGCUGGAAUGUGUACGUCCUGGGCCGGCGUGGUUGCACUUGCUGUGCGGGUGGAGGCCGGGUGGACGUACAGUAUUGCCAAAAGUGGAUGGAUUCUCUUAGCAAAGUAGAUGUGCUCCCAAACACACAUUUGUGUAGAAUAUUUGAGAGAAACAGGCCUUUUGUGUACUUAGAAACAUUUUUGCAUCUCUUACUUCAGCUCAUGAAGGAUGGGGGCAAAAACAAGUGUUGUGUUUAUAUUUUUGUUGGGUGUCGUUAUAAUAUCACACACGUAUCAAAGCAAAUGAUCCAUUUUUAUUUGCGUAGCGCUGUGUGUGUGUGUGUGUGCGUGUGUGUGUGCGCGAGUGUGUGUGUGUGUGUGUGCGUGCGUGCGUGCGUGUGUGUCCUCAUCAUAAAAGCAAGAGGAUUUGCACUAGUUGGAUUUUUUUUGGCACCUUUGCAUCAACAAUGUUCUUCAAGUUUAUUGUGAAGCCAUCUUUUAUUAAUGUUGGUCGAAAUAUAAUGAAUUUCUAAACCGCUUUAGGGAUACCGGCAUGAAAAAUGACAUCAUUUCACACAAAAUCUUGGGAACAUUACGGUGCUCCUGAGUAAGAGUUGUUUAUGUACAGUGGAACUCAACAUGAUUCAACCCCCGUUUCCAUGUGUUGCCACUCUGUCAUAUGAGAUGUGUUGUUUUGUUGGUGUUUACCAACAAAUACAGUGGAGCCUCGCUUUUUGUUAUUCAUUCGUUCCAAACGGUCAGACAAAACCGAAACGUAUGAAAACCCCGGGUCAUUUUUCCCAUAGGAAGUCAUCUCAAUUCAAUUAAUCCAUUCACACCCAAAACUAUGGACAGAAAAUAUAGAGAAUUGUAGUUUUACAUGCAGAAAACAAUGCGAAAUCAUCAUCAAUAACGAAUGGAUGGACGUUGUUGUUGAUGCAGGCUUCCUGUCCAAGAUCAAAUUCAAGAGUGUUUCUCAAGUGCUGGCACUUGCAACUUUCUUUGGCCCCAUGGUGGGUUAUUUAGCAAUGACGGAGUAUUAGGUUGAAUAAAAAAGGAUCAUCUGAGAUUUCGAGAAUAACGUAAAUUUACAAGAGAAAAAGUCGUACAUUUACGAGAAUAAAGUCGUAAAAUUUCCGAGACAAAAGUCAUAAUAUUACCUUUGCCCAAGGCUUUUCAAAGCUGUCUCAGGCGAUGCCUGUUACGACGGAGUACUAAAAUUAUUUGAGAUUUCAAGAAUAAAGUCGUAAAUUUAUCUUAGGGUCUGAGACGGCUAUGGAAAGGGGGGACUUAUGUGACCUUUGGCCUUGGGCAUGUGGAGGGGGAAGGAAGGCAAAAAUGAGAAGGGCUAGCUAGCCAUGCUAAUCUGUGCUCAACUGCUCUGUUUCGCUGCCACGUUAUAAAUAAAAACUUGCCUGAAGCAAGAGAAAAGUUUCCUUUCUUCCUGAAGAGCUAUGCCCUAUUUUCCGUCUGACACGUACGACGCCAUGACACGUAACAUUACGACUUUAUUCCUGUAAUAUUACAACGUUUAAAAUAAAUGUAUGCCUUUAUUUUCAUAAAAUCUACGACUUUAUUAUGGUAAAUUUCCGAUUUUAUUCUCAUAAAUUUAUGACUUUAUUCUCAUAAAAUUCACGUCUUUUUUUCUCAUAAAUGUACUACUUUUUCCCAUAAAACUUGUGACUUCAUUCUUGUACCUUUCCGACUUUAUUCUGGAAAUCUCACAUUUUGUUUGCUUUCAAUGUGGCCCUAAUAAGUCCGCCGUAUUUAGCAGUCACACGCAAUAAAAAAUACACAAACAGUAAGUCAGCAACGUGUCGGGUGCUUUAUUUGGCCGCUUGAUUUCACCGAACGAUACUAGCUAACUAGCUAACUAAUGUAUGAAAAGCGAGGCCAAAUUUUGGCGACAUUUGUGGACCAAAAUCGAGGUUUGACAUUAAGUAUCAUUUACAAUGCGGGCUGAAUCAUCUUGAGUGCUUGGUGUUCCCCGUCUGUGUCAUGUGGUUGACUCCAGCAGUAUCAGCUGCUACUCCACAACUCUCGUACUUUGAAAUCCAUCAGAUCUUGACUGCAGUUGGCAACUGGAGUAUUUGAUAUUAUUUAUUGCUUUAUGCGCAUAGUCUUAAUAUAUGAAUCCUUUGUUUCAUAAUUGUUCUAUGAAUAUUGUUGACCAAUUUAUCCCUGUUGUUUUACACGAGGACUUCAGAAAAUGUUUUUUCAUGCCAUCUUUUUCAGUACGUAGCAGCUUGCCUUCCUGAAUCAACUCAUGAAGCCUGUCAUUGCGUUCCAUGUGCUGCUCAUGUUGUAUUCCUCUUAUUAUUCAUAUUUAUGUCCACCACGCAGGAGACGACUAUUGUUGUACAUUUAUUUGGCAUAUAUUCUGUACAUUUGCUUCCAGGGAAAAAAAAAAAAAAAAAAAAGCUCUCUUGUAAAUAUUUGCCACAUGUCCCCGUCAUGAGAAUUGCGAUGAGCGUAUCUUCAGUCUAUCAUGUACCUUUGUAAUGUAACUUGUACUAACCUUUGCACUCUGGAAAAGUAACAAAAACCACGCCCCAAUUCAUGUUCGCGUUUGCUUUGACACAUUGUAAUAUACCGUUGAAAGUCCAGCAGUGUCCUUGUAUGGAUGCUUUGUAGUCUCCAUGUCGCCACAGUACUGCUGCCAUGUACUCUUUGUACAACUUGACACCGGUUCUGUUUUUGAUUUUAAUGGACAGAAUUUGUCUCAUCAAGUUUCCUAAUAAUAAUAAUAAUAAUAAUAUUUGACUUAGCUGCGUGUGAAGCUUCUGGGAUGAGGAGCAUCCUGGUGAAGAGAGAUGGAGCAGCCGGGAGGAGGCCCUGGGGUAGACCUGGAAGACACACAAAAGCUUUUUUCAGUCAAGUACCUCCACCUCACCAGAGAAAAGCAUUUUUGUUGUCAAACGCGGCGUUGUAGCAUCCCUCUGCUUUGUGACUGUCCACAGCAGUCCUCAUCUGUACUGGUCUUGUUUGGAGCAUUUGGAAAUAAAAAAGAAUACAUCAAAAAGAACUUGACUUGUACACAAGGAAAUCAUUCAUUUCAUCACAAAUAAAGCUUUGUGCAUAUAAAAUAAUUAGCCACUUGAAGGUGCCCUCUUGUAGGAUUAU